Molecule: messenger RNA, 474 nt
Organism: Chinchilla lanigera (long-tailed chinchilla)
Lineage: Eukaryota; Metazoa; Chordata; Mammalia; Rodentia; Chinchillidae
Product: interferon lambda-2
Exons: 4
Coding region: 1-474 (157 amino acids)
Biological process (GO): innate immune response; cell surface receptor signaling pathway via JAK-STAT; positive regulation of immune response
Molecular function (GO): cytokine activity
Source: RefSeq, a predicted model, not a curated record
AUGACGAUCCCUGUGUGGCUCCUGGUACCUGUGGGGCUGGGCUUGGCCGCAGCGGGCCCUGUCCCCACUGCCAAGCCCGCUACAGCCAGGAAAGCCUGCCACCUUGAGAGGUUUCUACCUAUGUCACCGCGGGAGAUGGAGUUCUUCAAGAAGGCGAAGGAUGCCUUGGAAAAGCAGCUCCUGCUGAUGGACUCCAGGUGCAGCUGGCACCUCUUCCCCAGGACCUGGGACCUGCAGCAGCUGCGGGUGUGGGAGCGCCCCGUGGCCCUGCAGGCUGAGCUGGCCCUGACCCUGAAGGUCCUGGGCAACAUGACAGACCCGGCCCUGGAGGAUGUCCUGGAGCAGCCCCUCCACACGCUGCGUCAUAUCCACUCCCACCCCGAGUCCCCUGGCUUCCUCCAGGCCUCUGUCACCUCCAACCUCUUCUGCCUGCUCAUCCGGGACCUGCGGUGUGUCAGCAGGCCAGACCUGUGA